AUGGAUGAGGAUGGCGGAGCAAGUUCGGAUAUCAUGUGUUUUACACCUCUCGGUUCUGGGCAAGAAGUUGGUAGGUCCUGUCAUCUGCUCCAUUUCAAGGGAAAAAAGAUCUUGUUGGACUGCGGCGUGCAUCCUGGUAUGCAUGGUGUAGACGCUUUGCCGUUUGUGGAUUUCAUAGAUAUCGAGGAGAUCGACCUAUUGCUGAUCACUCACUUCCAUCUCGAUCACUGUGGCGCCUUGCCCUGGCUUUUGGAAAAAACUGGCUUUCAAGGAAAAUGUUUCAUGACCCAUGCGACAAAAGCCAUCUACAGAAUGCUUCUUGGAGAUUAUAUUAAGGUGGCAAAGUAUGGAGGAGGAAGUGACCGCAGUAUGUUGUACACUGAAGAAGACCUUGAGAGAAGUAUGGAAAAGAUUGAGGUAAUCGAUUUUCAUGAGCAGAAGGAAGUGAACGGUAUAAGAUUCUGGCCGUAUGUUGCUGGACAUGUUCUGGGUGCAUGCAUGUUUAUGAUCGAAAUUGCAGGGGUCAGGGCGCUUUACACUGGUGACUUUUCAAGACUGGAAGACCGGCACCUUUGUGCAGCUGAGAUGCCCACGAUUACUCCUGAUGUUCUCAUAUCGGAGUCUACGUACGGUACUCAAAUCCACGAGGAACGAACUGAACGUGAAAAGAGAUUUACUCAAAUGGUUCAUGAUAUAGUUGGGAGAGGAGGACGUUGUCUCAUCCCCGCAUUCGCACUGGGAAGGGCUCAAGAGCUUCUUCUCAUUCUUGAUGAAUAUUGGGACGCACAUCCGGAGCUGUAUGAUAUUCCAGUUUACUAUGCAUCUUCUCUCGCCAAGAAGUGUAUGGCAGUAUAUCAAACUUUUGUCAGUGGUAUGAAUCAACGAAUUCAAAAGCAGAUAGCUGUUAGCAAUCCUUUUGUUUUCAAGCAUGUUAGCAAUCUAAAGGGAAUGGAACAUUUCGAAGAUUCCGGUCCUUGCGUAGUAUUGGCAAGCCCUGGCAUGCUUCAGAAUGGACUUAGUAGAGAACUUUUUGAAAAAUGGUGCACUGAUGCAAAAAAUGCCUGUAUCGUAGCUGGUUAUUGCGUCGAAGGAACACCUGCUAAGCAUAUUCUCUCUGAACCGGAAGAAUUUGUAGCGAUGAAUGGAGACCGCUUGCCAAUGAGAUUGCAGGUGUGCAGCUUCGUUAUGGUUUGA
Molecule: messenger RNA, 1194 nt
Organism: Strongylus vulgaris
Lineage: Eukaryota; Metazoa; Nematoda; Chromadorea; Rhabditida; Strongylidae
Source: the annotation of a GenBank genome assembly